Messenger RNA from Dentiscutata heterogama, 852 nucleotides. NCBI's taxonomy places the organism in Eukaryota, Fungi, Glomeromycota, Glomeromycetes, Diversisporales, Gigasporaceae. The record is from the annotation of a GenBank genome assembly.
AUGUCUGAAGCAAAUUUGUCUUGUUCUAGCAAUUCUGUUGCAUUCACUCCUCCUUUCCCUCCACAUAUCAACAUCUUCGAAAUGGUUCGAAAAAGACUCAAAAAAAAUCCAGAAAAAAUUGGUUCAAGAGGUCCAAAUUGUUGGCUUAUCUAUCGUGCUUACUAUGUUUUCGAGUACAAUAAAUUAAGGACUUCUUCAAAGAAAUUGUCCAUGACUGAACUAUCCCCACAAAUAGCUAAAGCUUGGGGAAAUGAAAGUGAUGAAGUAAAAAAAGAGUAUCAAAAUAUUGCAGCUAAAGUUGAAGAAGAACUCAUUAGACAGAGGAAAGAAACUCUUGUUUAUACUUCUAGUUGUACUAGAAAAAAACAUUUUCCUCCAACAAUAAAACCUCCCACAUAUAUUGAUGAUUCAAAAAUGCAAGCAGCUGGUUCUGAAAAAUCGGUAGUUCAAAAAGAGAUCCCAAAUUCACAAUCAGCGAACUUUGGUGAUAUUUUUAAUUGGACUUUGAAUUUCUUCAAUCAUGCAUCAGAAUUGCCUGAACAAAAUAAUAAUAAUGACAUGCUUACUUCAGAACAUACUAUGACUACCAACGGAAAUUUUUCCUUUCAUCCUAAUUCUAUUCCCCUCUAUCAUUAUCAACCCGUUAAUAGCAACUUACCAUUUACUCCUCAAUGUGGCAAUUAUGAAUUUAACGUUAAUACAUUACCAAUUCCAUUAGUAGCAUUACCUGUUGAGUCACCUUUCUACUCAUAUUUUACUCCAGUUCAAUCAACACAUUUCAACUAUGGUUUAAGUGAAGAUAACUAUGCAUUUUAUGAUCCUUUGCUUUCAAGACAAUACGCUAAUCAAUGA